GGUAUAUAGCCGGGCAUGCGCGGCGGGGCCGGCCGCACGCAGGGAGGGGGCCUGGCGCGGGCAGGGCUCGGGGACGCACGGCCGGACCGCGCCGCGGCUGCUGGUGCUGCUGCUGCUGCUGCUGCUGUCGCCGGCCGCCGGGGCCUGGCGGGCGAGUGCGCGGGGCCGCCGGAGCUGCAGGUGCAUAUGGCCACCAUGAAGCUGCUGCGCCCAGUCCUCCCUGGCUACUUCCUGCUGACCCUGCUGGGCCUGUGGAGAGCCGCCCCCGAGGCCCACGCCGCGGCCACCGCCACGCCGGCCAUCAGUGCUGCCUCUUUCCUGCAAGAUCUCAUGGACCGCUAUGGCAAGGGGGACAGCCUCACCCUGCUGCAGCUGACGACCCUGAUGAACAACCUGCAUGUGGGAGUGGACCGGGAGAACGCGACCCAGCCCCCGCAGGGCCGCGGGAACCUCUCCACGUGCUUCAGCUCCUGGGACCUGUUUGCUGCCCACAACCUCAGCGAGCAGUCCCGCAUCGGGAGGCGCGAGCUCCAGGAGUUCUGCCCCACGGUGCUGCAGCAGCUGGAUUCCCGCGCCUGCACCUCCGAGAACCAGGGGAACAAGGAGGACGAGCAGACGGCAGAGGGCGGGCCGAGCGCCGUGGAAGUGUGGGGCUUCGGGUUCCUCAGUGUCUCACUGAUUAACCUGGCCUCUCUCCUGGGAGUCCUCGUCCUGCCGUGCACGGAGCGGGUGUUUUUCAGCCGCGUGCUCACUUACUUCAUCGCGCUGUCCAUUGGAACGCUGCUCUCUAACGCGCUCUUCCAGCUCAUCCCAGAGGCCUUUGGGUUCAAUCCUCUGGAAGAUUAUUAUGUCUCCAAGUCCGCAGUGGUGUUUGGGGGCUUUUAUCUUUUCUUUUUCACAGAGAAGAUCUUGAAGAUGCUUUUGAAGCAGAAGAACGAGCAUCAUCAUGGGCACAGCCAUUACGCCUCUGACACGCUGCCUUCCAAGAAGGACCAGGAGGAGGGCGUGACGGAGAAGCUGCAGAAUGGGGAGUUGGACCACAUGAUCCCCCAGCACUGUGACAGCGAGCAGGACGGCAAGGCCGCCACGGGGGACGAGAAGGUCAUCGUGGGCUCGCUGUCCGUGCAGGACCUGCAGGCUUCCCAGAGUGCCUGCUACUGGCUGAAAGGCGUCCGCUACUCUGACAUCGGCACCCUGGCCUGGAUGAUCACCCUGAGCGACGGCCUCCACAAUUUCAUUGACGGCCUGGCCAUCGGCGCCUCCUUCACCGUGUCCGUGUUCCAAGGCAUCAGCACGUCCGUGGCCAUCCUCUGCGAAGAGUUCCCGCACGAGCUAGGGGACUUCGUGAUCCUGCUCAACGCCGGCAUGAGCAUCCAGCAGGCGCUCUUCUUCAACUUCCUCUCCGCCUGCUGCUGCUACGUGGGCCUGGCCUUCGGCAUCCUGGCUGGCAGCCACUUCUCCGCCAACUGGAUCUUUGCGCUGGCCGGCGGCAUGUUCUUGUACAUUGCUCUGGCUGAUAUGUUCCCCGAGAUGAAUGAGGUCUCCCGAGAGGACGAGAGGAAGGGCAGCGUCUUGAUCCCCUUCGUGAUCCAGAACCUGGGUCUGCUGACCGGAUUCUCCAUCAUGCUGCUGCUCACCAUGUACUCGGGACAGAUCCAGAUCGGCUAGCGCCCCCGGACCGCCCGGUCCCCGGCCCGGCGUCCGCCGAGUACCACGGAGGCGGCCACGGGUUGAAGCCUGCGACCCGGACUGCGCGUCCCUGUGUUCGGAUGUCGGCUGUUGUCACACCGCUCUGCCCUGGGAGUAAGCCGGGCUGGGAGCCAGCCUCUAGGUAGCUCGGUAGCGCCUCGCACCCUGGCCUUGCCCUCUCUCCUCCCACAGCAACUGUAGAAUCUCCAUGCACCUUCCAGGCCGAGCCUCACCUGCUUCCCUGGUCUCCCUGGCCUCCUUCUCUCGGAAUCAUCACUCAAGAGAUUGCAGAUCUCUGUACCCUACAGUGCAAAAUCGAGCCGGUGGCCAGCACCUGGCUAGAAGCAGCAGGUGCAUCUGGAGUUGGGGCCCGUGAAUCUCCGUGCGGGUUCACAGGGGAACCGCAGGCGGCCCGUUCUGAAACCGGUUCUCGCUUGUUCUUAACAGAGAAGGGGCAGGCGGCAGGAACCCCUCCCUCGCAGCUUUCCGAAGCCCUGGCAGUUGCCUGCCUCUUCUCUCAGCAGGCAGCCAUCAGGGGAGGCGGGCAUCACCGCGGGUCGUUGGAGGGGCAGGAGGCCCAGUGACUUGCGUGUGCUCGCUGGCUCCCCCUGCAAGUGCACAGCUCCCCGGGGAGUCCGCCGGGACGUGCAGGCGCAGGCGGGGACCCUCCUCUUCCUGGCUGUGACCCCCCACCUCCCCUCCCUGGCUCCCAGCUUCCCUUAGAGUAGAAGCACAUGCUGAGCACACAUCUGCGUCCCGCCAGCACGCUCAGACUCGGAGGCAGGGUGCGCUCCGUGGAGGCAGGGUGAUCCAGAGUGGCAUCAGGCAGGCAGAAUUCAGGACUGGCCCGUCCCGUCCGUGGAAGGACGAGUUCACGGCCGUCUCUGGAACUCGGGCUGCGGCCCCAACGGAUGUCGCUGCUGCCGGCGGGUCUGCCCAGGUCGCCGCCUCCUCCCUCAGCCGGGACCCACUGCCGGGUCCUGGGUUGAUGAUGAAAUGCUCUCGUUCUCUCGGGACCGCAGACAGGCCGGCUGCUCUGAGGAGCUGGGGGGCCAGCCUCGGGCACUGGAGCCCCCUCCUCCGAUCUCCAGGUUCACUAGGUGAAUGGACUUUCCAUUAUCAUAUUGAUAAUGCGAGACCCCUCGGCCCCUUUCUUAGAGGCGCCCACACUUGCAACCCAGGGGCUCGCGUGGGUGACUGGCCAGAGGCCCCAGUCUGUUCUGGCUCCCUCAGUCCUGAAAAGCAGCAUCUCCUUUGUUUUCUCUCACUGGACAACAAGCCCCGGGACCCCAACUACUCUUGGGCGCGAGUGGGGAAGCCGCGGGGGCGACUUCCUCGGAGUGGCUCGGUUCUGAUCCACCAGCUGUGAUGGACGUGGAUGACCGCUCACAACUCUGCUAGAUUUGAGAACACGCUGAAGAAAAACCUUUGGUGACCAAGAUUCUUGGGUCAAAAUCAAAACCAACUUCUCCUAGGGUUUUGGUCCACUUUUUUUAACCAAAGAACCAACUCCUCGCGUGUCGGCAUCUUUAACGUUUUUGUGUUGUGAUCAUUAUUAUUGUUUUAAUGCAGUUUCAUCUGUGCUUCUUAAACUGCUCUCGGGAGCCGGCAGAAGGUAACACUUGAAACCUAAGACUCUGGGAGAUCUUGCUUUACUUAAUUCACGUUGAUGUGUCAAGUUUGUAGCCUUAGCAUUCCCUGUAAGCCCUGUCAUUCAUUCCACAAAACCAUCCCGAGGUAAAGGUAGUGGUUUGUCGUUUAGGAGCUAAAGAGUCUCAUCGUUAGCAAAGAGAGAAACAAGCUUUGGACUAGAACAGUGCUUUCCCUGUGUAUGUGCACCUGCAGCGACCCAAGAACCCGCCCUCACAGGCAAAGGCUCCUUGUUGGCACCGUAAUCGGUGUAGAGGCCAGACCCAAAGUCAAGUUCAAGCUUAGGUCCGGCUGGGACGCCAGGUCGUCUGCUUGUUGAGUUGCCAUUGGCAGUGGAUUGGCCCUGUGAGAGAUGUGGCAGUUCGGCUUUCGUGCGUUGAACUUGGCCGUGUCGGGCAUUUGUACACAGGAGACUUCCACAGGGUAAUGGGUAGUUUGGAGGACUGUCCAUACCCCUGACGUUAGCAUCUUCAGCCUUUUUUUUUUUCCUAGACAGACCAGCUCCUAAGUCCUCUUCCGAGGAGGUGAUAAUAUGCCAGAAAUCUGCUUUACAGGAAAUGAAGUCUGAGUUUUGCAGAGAGAGGUUAGGUUUUUAUUGUUAUAUUCCCUUCACAGUCCUGCAGUUCCACCACAGUAUUUUUUUAAAUAACUCAGGUGUUAUGAGAAGAAAUUAGAAGAGAAAAUAACUUAUAUGGACUGUAAAUGUUUUAUUUGUAAGGUUCUAUAAAUAAAGCUAUAUUCUGUAAUUGUUGACAA
Molecule: messenger RNA, 4095 nt
Organism: Oryctolagus cuniculus (rabbit)
Lineage: Eukaryota; Metazoa; Chordata; Mammalia; Lagomorpha; Leporidae
Gene: SLC39A14
Product: solute carrier family 39 member 14
Biological process (GO): intracellular monoatomic cation homeostasis; zinc ion import across plasma membrane
Cellular component (GO): plasma membrane
Molecular function (GO): zinc ion transmembrane transporter activity; monoatomic cation:bicarbonate symporter activity
Source: RefSeq, a predicted model, not a curated record